Molecule: messenger RNA, 2961 nt
Organism: Histoplasma mississippiense
Lineage: Eukaryota; Fungi; Ascomycota; Eurotiomycetes; Onygenales; Ajellomycetaceae
Exons: 9
Coding region: 1-2961 (986 amino acids)
Biological process (GO): mitotic cell cycle; mitotic chromosome condensation; meiotic chromosome condensation
Cellular component (GO): condensed chromosome, centromeric region; nucleus
Molecular function (GO): histone binding
Source: RefSeq, a predicted model, not a curated record
AUGGAUUUCGAUAUCAAUGAAUCUCUUAAAUAUUAUUUGAGUGACCCCUCCUCUGCUCCUACCCCGGAAGCAGACCCGGAGCUGCUGGACCGCGAAAAUGACCCUGAAUCGUUAACCAGUCCUGUGAUAAACGGGGUGCUAAAUCCCAUCGUCGACGCUGUAGCCGAAAACCCAGAAGGCCUGGGAAGAAGCAGCUUCUUCGACUCAUUACAAUUUCUUCUCAAAUUAUCUUCCCAACUCCCGACAAAAGCCCUCAGCAAGAUUCUGGAUCUUGUUAUCUCGGGUCUUGCUGUCGAAGCCGAUAUCAUCCAUCAUGAUAUGGAGUCCGACGAAUCCGAUACUGUGCAACACCAUAAACAGCUUCUGGAAAUGUACGCAUUCUUGCUGCAGUGGACAUUGUCUGCAGUAGAGACAAAACUGGCAGAAAAGCCCGCUAUAGCAGCCCACGUGCGACGCGGGGCCGGGAAAUCAAAACCAAGGCCCGCUCCAAACGAUGAACGCUGGGACUCUUCCAUCCAAAUCCAGACUGCCAUGGAAGUUAUGUGUAAAGUAUUGAAGCUGAAGCUGGGAAAAAUAUUCAUGACUACCUCUGAUCGUGACACGUUUGUGAACCUUUUUACCAGGACAAUAUACCUAAUUUUAGAAAGAGCACAAACCUCCAUUGUCCAAAGCCUCACAUACUUUGAGCACCUUUCAGAGCCCAUGGCGGAGUUUCUUCAUAUUCUCGCUGAACAGUACGAUUAUCCGCAAUUGUCAGAUGAAAUAUUGAGGGAAAUUGGCAACAAGGAAUUCAAUUCGAACGACAGCAAGGGGCCGAAAUCGGUCUCAGCGUUUAUUAUCAGGCUUUCAGAACUUGCGCCUAGACUUAUAAUUAAGCAAAUGACUCUUUUGGCUAAACAACUUGAUAGCGAGGCUUAUACGUUGCGAUGUGCGGUUAUUGAAGUGUGCGGCAACCUGAUAUCAGAUUUAAGCAAGCAGGAAGAAAGAAAUGAGAACCACACAACGCAGAUUAACUCAUUUUUCGAGGUGUUAGAGGAACGAUUUUUAGACGUCAAUCCAUAUUGCCGAUGUCGUGCCAUCCAGGUUUAUAUGAAGCUUGCCGAACUGGACCAAAAAUUUCCAAAACGUCGACAAACGGCAGCGGAGCUUGCGACUCGGAGUCUCGAAGACAAAAGUAGCAACGUUCGCAGGAAUGCAAUCAAAUUGCUGGGUAAAUUGGUGUCUACGCAUCCGUUUAGUGUAAUGCAUGGUGGUCAGCUUUCGUACAAGGAAUGGGAUGCGAGACUACAGGCUGUAGAUGCGGAAUUAAACUCGCUGAGGCCUCCUCCCGAGACACCUGGCCUCGGCGAAGAUGUGGAUGCCACCAAUAUUGACAGUGAACUGCUUGACGAUGUUACGCAGAUGCCCGAUGACUCUCCCUCAAAGGCUCCAAGAAUGACCGAGGAACAGAAACAACAGGCUAUGAGAAAGGCCGCCGAAGAAGCAGCAACCUCAGAACUGCUCACAAGACUCCAACUGACCAGGAAAUAUUACCUUGAGGCAAUUCGAUUUAUCGAGGUCCUUCACCAUGCUUCACACAUCGUUUCACAGCUUUUGUCGUCCCGAAAUAAAAACGAAGUGAUCGAAGCAAUGGAUUUUUUUGUCAUCAUUGAUGCUUACAAAGUUGAGACUGCCCGCGCUGGUAUUAGACGAAUGCUCCGCUUGAUCUGGACCAAAGGCAAUAGUGACGAGGGCAAAGGCGUUCAAAGCCAUUUAAUCGAUUGCUAUAAGGGUUUGUUUUUUGAGGCUCCGGACUCCUUUAGUUCUAACGAUGCUGCGAACUACAUCGCCCGCAACAUGAUCAGCCUCACUUUUGGGGCAACCCCCGCCGAGCUCACUUCGCUGGAACAGCUGCUCAGUACUAUGAUGAAAAUUGGCCAUAUUUCCGAUGUGGUUAUUGCCAAGCUAUGGCAGGUGUACAGUGUCCAGAAGAAAGAAAUCUCCAAGACUCAAAGGAGAGGGGCAAUUAUCGUUCUUGCUGCAAUUAUCGAGAUUGACUCGGACAGCAAGGAGUGGUAUGGUGUUGCGGAACAUGCGAUUGGAGCGAUAUAUUCACUCGCGAAACACCCCGAUGCUCUUUGUUCUGAAAUCCUUCGCCGGAAAACCAGUACAAACCAGGCGUUCCCAAAGAAGCAUGAGGCGUCUGAAGAUGAUGAACUCGAUCUCAUUGGCGGCACCACAGAAGACGAUUUUACGGAAGCUAUGGCUCAUAUUCGUGAACGUGAGCUACUAUUUGGACCGACGUCACUACUUACCAAUUUCGGCCCUUUGGUUGCUGAGAUUUGCGCUAAUAAUAAUACUUACCCUGAUCGCAAUCUGCAAGCUGCUGCAACUCUGUGCAUGGCUAAACUUAUGUGCGUAUCGGGUGAGUAUUGCGAGAAGAACCUGCCUCUUCUCAUCACCAUAAUGGAACGAUCAGAAGACCCAAUAGUUCGAAGCAACGCUGUCAUUGCCCUCGGCGACAUGGCUGUCUGCUUUAACCACCUCAUCGAUGAGAACACCGAUUUUCUCUACCGCCGACUUAAUGAUAGUGAUGUCUCCGUCAAACGGACUUGUCUGAUGACUCUAACAUUCCUCAUCCUUGCUGGCCAAGUGAAAGUCAAGGGACAGCUUGGCGAGAUGGCAAAAUGUCUCGAGGAUGAUGAUAAGCGUAUCGCUGAUCUGGCGCGGAUCUUGUUGAGUACGGAGAAGAGCUUAGAGGAAGAUGCGCUGCGGAGAAUUAUCAAGUUCUUGGCUGGUUUUGUUGAGAAGGAUAAACAUGCCAAACAGCUAGCCGAGAAACUUGCGGCCAGAUUAGCCAGGUGUAAUAAUGAGAGGCAAUGGAAUGAUAUUACAUAUGCUUUAUCGCUUCUGGCACACAAAAACGAGGAGAUUAUCAAGACAGUCACUGCCGGGUUUAGAGUUGUUAAGACAAAUGCUUAG